AUGACAAAGCAGACUCGCUACCCACGCUCAACUAUGAGAGACAUCGCUCUGUCGCUACCGAGGGAGUUAGUUGCCAUCCUGGAGCCCUUGCUGGCUUUCAGGGUUGGGGACUACUCCCUCAGGACUUCCUACAAGUCCAACUCCUCCACCCUCUCCAUCUCCUUUGACUUAGGUCAAAGGAAACGGCCUCUGGUCAAAGCUCCGGCCAAGACCAAGCCUAAGGAGAAAACCACCCCGGCCCCUAUCCCUGCUGCACCACGCCCGGUACAGAAGGCUAGGCCGCCCAAAGUGAAGAAGGCUCCACCAGUCGCCGCCAUGGAGAUCCAGGAGAGCCUACCCACCACCCCUCCGCCCCCAACAGCAGCAUUGGAACUCGCUCCCCUCGAAUCCAGAGGGGAGGAGCCCUUUCGCACGCCUGUAGGGACAGGACACGGAACGAAGAAGAGAAAGAGGAAAAGUAUCUCCUCCCCUGACUCCCCCCCCCCCCCCCCCCCAUCACCACCUACAAGCAAGACCACGGAAACACAGACCGCCGUAACACCAGGCCCCUCCCUCAACACCAGCCAAGUCCAAACCGACCCGGUUCCGGAACCAGUUGUUGAGAAAGACGUCCGUGUCGACCUUGCCCAGAAGGCCAGCCUCAUCCUGGAGCAGCACAAGGUCCACCCUAACCCCUGCUACCAGCAUGAGAGCGGCAAGGUAUACCCCAGCAACCGCCCACGCCCACCCAUGGUGCUGGUGCAGUACUGGGGAGAAGAGAGAUUUGAACAUGAAAUCCACAGCUACCAGGAUCUCUCGGAUUUCCUUGUCGACUGCGAUCUUGAAGUCAGCCCCCUCUUCAUCACCAACGCCGCCGCCCGCCUCACCACCGCACUGUUCCAAGCUCUCCCUCCAGGGGAGCUUGACCUAGCCAGGAGGCUCCUGGCUGGGGAGAAACAGUAA
Molecule: messenger RNA, 942 nt
Organism: Haliotis rufescens (red abalone)
Lineage: Eukaryota; Metazoa; Mollusca; Gastropoda; Lepetellida; Haliotidae
Product: lysine-rich arabinogalactan protein 19-like
Exons: 1
Coding region: 1-942 (313 amino acids)
Source: RefSeq, a predicted model, not a curated record